CCCAUUUUAAUUAUAAACUUCAAAUGUGGUAAGGUAAAUGUAGGGGUUAGGGUAGGGACGUCCCAAUGAUCCCGGAUAGCGCAAACUGUAGUCCUGGAAUGGCGAUUACAGUGCACAAAACAUUAGGAACACCUUCCUGAUAUUGAGUUGCACCCCUCACCCCUUCCUCAGUGCAGCUCGAUUCAUGGCAUAAUCAAGUGAAAUGUCUCCCCCUGGUGUUUGAAAGAAAAUCCUACAUCUGCAUUGUGACGUUCAAGCUUGAUCCGGAGAAGAUGGCAAGCAGCUCCGAAUGUAAGUGUGUUGAGUUUGCGGUAGUAGACAAGGAGGACAUCUUUUUUCAAGUCGAACAUGACGAUUUAGAGUCGGAUGAUUUUCAAAAGGAGACUAGAAAAUGCUUCCAAAAAAUGAUCCAAAUCAAGAACAAUCGAUUCCUGGUUGUAGAUGAAGACGUUCUCAAGUUUAAAGAGCGGAAUAAGGAGCAAUGCAAAGCAGAUGAUUGCCGGUUCAAUAUCCAACAAUAUAAAAACAAUGACAUUGCCAAGGCCAAUGGAAUUGCUGUUAUUCUCUCUGUGACAUCACCUUGUAAGCAAACUUACAUGGUGUGCUGCAAGAAUGGGGACCAAGAAGGAGUUUCUGCUAAACCACUGGAGCAACCUUUGCCUGACUACAUUGGCUGCUCAAAACAUGAGGCUGUGUUCUUCAUGGAAGUAAUUCCUGGUACAUCUCAGUACAGAUUUCAGUCAUCGCUGCGGACUAGUUCAUACUUGAGCUUUGAGGCUGGACCAGAUGCAGAGCUCAUAAAGUUAGUUCUCAGGCAGGUGCCUAAGGAUGUUGUGGAUGAGAACUCUAAAAUGCGCUUACUGACAUGUUGAGUUUAUGGUUCUUUUGUUAAAUCACUGUAAAUACUCAGUGUUUAUAGAAUAGAAAGUUAUUGGUCCAGUGGGAUGGUUUAUAUAUUUUUUUUAAUGCUUAAAUACCCAUUAUAGAGUAGUAGUAUACACAAGUUCGAUUGCUUAGUCAUUCUGAACAGUUACCAGACGCUGUUUCUACCUGUGUGUAGUCUACCGUCCUCUGUAUACGCUCUGUAUUAAACUGAUUUAAUACAUAAUCAA
This is a messenger RNA of Oncorhynchus mykiss (rainbow trout), 1112 nucleotides long. NCBI's taxonomy places the organism in Eukaryota, Metazoa, Chordata, Actinopteri, Salmoniformes, Salmonidae. The record is from RefSeq and is a predicted model, not a curated record.